Pieris napi is the source of this 3040-nucleotide messenger RNA. RefSeq names its product ras-related protein Rab-27A (gene Rab27). The record is from RefSeq and is a predicted model, not a curated record. Lineage: Eukaryota; Metazoa; Arthropoda; Insecta; Lepidoptera; Pieridae. The coding region runs from base 199 to 828 and encodes 209 amino acids. Gene Ontology annotation, molecular function: GTP binding; GTPase activity. Gene Ontology annotation, biological process: melanosome transport; positive regulation of exocytosis. The transcript is spliced from 5 exons. Gene Ontology annotation, cellular component: melanosome; secretory granule.
CACUGCACAGAUUACAGAUAAGUUUACUGUUAAGUGUUAAGUUACUAUUUGUAUUUAGUAAAAGAUUAUAAUAAUUGAUCAAUGUUAAAUGACUUAAAGUGAAAACAAGUGUUAACGUUAAGUAAUUUAUUUUAGCCAUCAUUCAUAACAAAGAACCUACCUUUACUUAAGGCACGUAUACCUUAUGAUAAAUCCAAUAUGGACUACGACUACCUUAUAAAAUUAUUAUGUGUUGGUGAUUCAGGAGUAGGUAAAACGAGCUUUCUUUAUAAAUACACUGACGGUGUUUUUCACACUCAAUUUAUUUCCACAGUGGGAAUAGAUUUUAGGGAAAAGACUGUGAUUUAUCAACAGAAUGGAAGACAGCAUCGUAUACAUCUUCAACUUUGGGAUACAGCUGGACAGGAAAGGUUUCGUAGUUUGACAACAGCAUUUUACCGAGAUGCUAUGGGAUUUCUUUUGCUGUUUGAUUUAACUAAUGAGGCGUCAUUCCUUGAAGUGAGAAACUGGAUUGAGCAAUUAAAGACACACAGCCUUAGCGAUGACCCAGAUAUAGUACUGUGUGGGCAUAAAUGUGAUCUUCAAGAAAAGCGAUUAGUCAACCCAAAUAGAGCAAGAGAGUUUGCUAAAAACUACAAUCUUCCAUAUUUGGAGACAAGUGCCAAAACUGGACAGAAUAUUGAUCGAGCCAUUGAGAUUCUUCUUGAUAAAGUCAUGUUCAGAAUGGAGACAUCAGUUGAGUAUGCAAUGCUGUGUGCGACUGGACGCCGUCGUCAAUCCCUACAAAAGCUCCAAGCCAAACAAGACCGAAACUUUUGUUCAUGUUAAAGCGAGACAACAAUUUAGUAAUAUUAUUCAUAUAACAUUUAUUUAUUUGAAAAUUUUCCAAAAUUUAUAAUUUGUUGUGGAAAAAUGCAAAGCUACUGGACCAAUUUGAAUAUUUUACUAUAAAUUUAUUUCAGCAUAUAGUGUAUUUAAAUAAAUUGGUCUUACUAUCUAUAAUCUCUAUUUAAUCAUAUAUAUUCAUGAAAAAUGUAUUAAGAAAAUUUAAUUAUAAAAGCCAUGAUAACUGGCUGAUCCUGUGAUCCAUAUACAAUCUAAAUGUAUACAGAAAUUUUACAAUUUUAAUAUCUCUUAUUACAUAGUGAAUACAAUGCUAUCAGAUGUAUGUCGAAAUAAUAGUAUGUAUUGGCACACAAGUUGGCCAAGUUUGGAGUAACUACCAUGUGUAUGUAAUUUAAUUUAUUAUUAUUAGUAUGAAGCUCUAGGCCAUCUAUGAGCCAAUCAUAGAUUAUUGUAAAAAUGAAUGGGGAAUUAAAUAUUUGGGAAACAAAAAAAAACUAUAUUAGUUGGUUACUCCUACAUUUUGUCAUAGUUAAUAUACCAUAUUUUAAUCUGAUAGCCCUGUAUUCACUUACUAUUACUGUAUACUUAUGCUUAAGUGUUAAUAGACUGAUUUUUAUUUAUAUAGAAACUUUUUCGGACAGUUUUGCGGUCUACAUUUAUUUAUUGUAGAUUUUAGUCAUCAGUAUUUAUAGCCAAACUUCUUCUAAUUUGCUGUCUUCAAAUACAGAAUUUCUAGAGUUUAAUAUGUUAUAAGAUUUUAUCAUAAAGUCGGUUACAAGGGAAUUCUAACGCGUGAACCAGUUCUGCUAUCUGUUAAAUUGUUAUCAAGUUUUGACCGAUAUCAGAGUUAGUUUGCUCUUAAAGUUGUCUAUGAAUCUUACCCCCUUAUUCAUAUAAAGUGACAAAGAAAAUGAAUGAAACCAUAAUUCUUCGUCUCUUUCUGUCAUAUUGUUCUUACACUGUGAUUAACAGAGAGAUCAGUGGCUUAGUAAUUGUAACUGGUUUUGUUUACUUUUAAUGAAUAAGGGGAAAUGCCUCAGACAAUCUUAUUACUCUACUUUAUUGUAUCUGUAGUAAACACGGAAUGUCUUUUAGAGAAGAUAUAAAAUUGAUUAUAUUACUAAAUAUUAUCAAGGGUAUAUAGAUUUUAAAUAUUGUUAUUAUGUACUUAUUUUAAGAUGAUGUUGCUUCUGUAUUUAAAGGAACUAGUUAUUGCUUACAAAGAAAUAUUUAUGGUUCAAGUCCUAUUCCUGAAAUGUGUUAUGUGUCUUGUGUGUAUGCCUUUUAAUACAGAAUUCCGAAGGACCAAAAUCUCCAAAAUCUCCAAAAUCUCCAAUGACGGAAAAAAAAUUCACAAUCAAACUGCGAUAGAUGUAAUAUUUGUGUUUAAUGUUUGUAUAACUUAAAGCAGAGAUUGUAAAAUGCUUUCUUUACUCAUUUGCAUUUUUAUGAAAUAUCAGUUUUUUAAAGUAUUUGGCAUAAGACAGUAGUUCCGACUGGUUUGAAAUUUAAAGGAGGAAGAGUUCAUACAUCCAUUCGAAUAAUGUGAAUUCCAAGUUUUUCUGUCCAUUUUUUCUGCUAGAGUAAGUAUUGCCGUAUAAAAAAGGCUGAGAUAUAAAACCACCGUCUGCAGAAAUACGACAAAAAAUGUAACAUAUCUUUUUUUUUUCGAAUUCACAUAAGGUUAUUCUUAUAUGCCAAAGAUGUUUUAUCUAGUCAAACUAAUUUAAAUAAUAUGUUUUUUGUUUAUUCUAAAGUUUACGAGAGCUAAAUACAAAGAGGAAGAAACAGGAGACACCAAAUCGAUUAUAUACCAAAGAAUUACAAGUAUUUAUUAAGUAAAAAUAUCGCUUAAUUUUAAUGCGAAUGUUCUAAUUACAUAGUUAGGUUUUGUAUGCUGCCCUUUUAUUUGAUAUACACGGGUGUUUUACAAGCACAAAUAUAUUAUGCUGGUUUUAUCUUCAGUAUUGACAUUACCGCUGUAAGAAUCAAUUUUUAAUCCAUAUCAAAUUUUUAGAUGUUAAAUUUUUGACUUAGCCAAAUAUCGUGCAUUUAUUAAAUUAUUAUUAGACCCUAAGUAAAACGUAUUUAAAUUGAACAUUCCUGACCAAGCUGCCAUAUAGGUGUAAAUUUAUUUAUAAAUCGUCUGUUCAUUAUUUUAAAUGUAUUUUGAAAAUAAUUUUAAACUAUUCAA